This is a messenger RNA of Torulaspora delbrueckii, 768 nucleotides long. RefSeq names its product 60S ribosomal protein eL8. Gene Ontology annotation, cellular component: ribonucleoprotein complex. The transcript has a single exon. NCBI's taxonomy places the organism in Eukaryota, Fungi, Ascomycota, Saccharomycetes, Saccharomycetales, Saccharomycetaceae. Gene Ontology annotation, biological process: ribosome biogenesis. The record is from RefSeq and is a predicted model, not a curated record. Bases 1 to 768 code for a protein of 255 amino acids.
AUGGCUCCAGUUAAGAAAGUUGCUCCAGCUCCAUUUGCUUCCAAGGCUUCCAAGUCUAGCAAGCCAAAGAACCCAUUGACUAACUCUGCUCCAAAGAGUUUCGGUAUUGGUCAAGAUAUCCAACCAAAGAGAAACUUGUCCAGAUACGUCAAAUGGCCAGAGUACGUUAGAUUGCAAAGACAGAAGAAGAUCUUGUCUAUCAGAUUGAAGGUCCCACCUGCCAUUGCUCAGUUCCAAUACACUUUGGACAGAAACUCUGCUGCUGAAACUUUCAAGCUUUUCAACAAGUACAGACCAGAAACUGCUGCUGAAAAGAAGGAAAGAUUGACCAAGGAAGCUGCUGCCAUCGCUGAAGGUAAGACCAGACAAGAAGCCUCUCCAAAGCCAUACGCCGUCAAGUUCGGUUUGAACCACGUCGUCUCUUUGAUUGAAAACAAGAAGGCUAAGUUGGUCUUGAUUGCCAACGAUGUUGACCCAAUUGAAUUGGUUGUCUUCUUGCCAGCUUUGUGUAAGAAGAUGGGUGUCCCAUACGCUAUCGUCAAGGGUAAGGCUAGAUUAGGUACUUUGGUUAACCAAAAGACCUCUGCUGUCGCCGCUUUGACUGAAGUCAGAGAUGAAGACGAAGCUACUUUGGCUAAGAUCAUCUCCACCGUCAACGCUAACUUUGCCGUCAAGUACGAUGAAGUUAAGAAGCACUGGGGUGGUGGUAUCAUGGGUAACAAAGCCCAAGCCAAGUUGGACAAGAAGGCUAAGACUGCCUCCGCUUAA